UCACACGGGAAGCAGCAUGGACUGGGAAGGACGACGCUCAUGACAGCUGCCUAGAAGCUGAGAAAACCUCUUCAUAUUAUGAUUAUGGCAGAUUCCAGUGGUCCACAGAAAAACUGGUACUCAAUACUAGGUGCCUGUCCAACAGAUGACAUACAAGAACUGAAACAGAAGUAUCAGAAGCUCAUCCUCAUGUUUCACCCGGACAAGCAGAGGCCGGACGUAUCGGAAGGUGAAGCAGAGCAGCACAUGCAGCGAUUCAUUGAUGUCGACCAGGCUUGGAAGAUCUUGAGUAAUGAGGAGAGCCGGAAGGAGUACAACCUCCAGCUACGGGCACUUGAACUGAAACAGAGCUGGCCAGUGGACGCUCAUAUAACCCUCAACGAAAUGAACUGGGAUUGUGACACUAAGUGUUAUACGUACAGCUGCCGCUGUGGAGGAGAAUUCAUCUUAGAGAAGGAUGACCUACAAGAACUGGAAACGAUUGUGUGCUGCGAUUCCUGUUCACUCAGCAUUGAAGUUAAGAAGGUUACAUGACACUUUGGAUACGUUCAGCAAGUUUUUAUUGGACUAUUAUUUAGCUCUUUUAAAAUGGGACAUUUUCUAUGGACACAUGGUAGAUUUUAACAGGAAGUCAACCUCAUUCAUAACUGAUUAUUUCUUUAUGGUCUUUUAAUGGUCUCCACAUAGAUCCUCAAAGCGACCACACUGUAAAAACCUUCCCAUUAUCCAUUUCUUUUCUUGGGUAAGGACGCAACAUUUUCAUUCACAUGUACCUUACAGCAAGUGCAUCACCUAAUAACCAGAACUGGUUUCAAGAAUUGGGCCACACCAGACUCUCACUGUCUCAGAAAGCCCUUUGGUUGUUUCCUCUGAGCUAGACUUGCUCUUUUACGUACCAGACGCUUACCAAAAGG
Molecule: messenger RNA, 914 nt
Organism: Sinocyclocheilus anshuiensis
Lineage: Eukaryota; Metazoa; Chordata; Actinopteri; Cypriniformes; Cyprinidae
Product: dnaJ homolog subfamily C member 24-like
Exons: 5
Coding region: 79-534 (151 amino acids)
Biological process (GO): positive regulation of ATP-dependent activity
Molecular function (GO): ATPase activator activity; ferrous iron binding
Source: RefSeq, a predicted model, not a curated record